Molecule: messenger RNA, 441 nt
Organism: Auxenochlorella protothecoides
Lineage: Eukaryota; Viridiplantae; Chlorophyta; Trebouxiophyceae; Chlorellales; Chlorellaceae
Product: Redox-regulatory protein
Exons: 2
Coding region: 1-441 (146 amino acids)
Molecular function (GO): antioxidant activity
Source: RefSeq, a predicted model, not a curated record
AUGUCAGUCCUGUGCCGGGAGCAGACUCUUGCUGUCUGGGCGGAGCGCGAAAAGUUCGAGAAGCUGGGCGUCAAGCUCAUCCUGACCGUUCACGAGUGGAAGCAGCGCGAGAUUGACGCCUUUGCUCCGGAGUACUGGGGUGGAGCUGUGUUCUACGACCCCGAGCGCACCUUCUACGCAGCUGUCCACGGCGGCAGCGUCAAGAUUGCUUCUAAGCUGAGCCUGCUCAACCCUUUCAGCACCGGAUUCAAGAACGGACGUGCCGCAUACAAGCGCGGAGUUGUGAAGGAUUCCAACUUCACCGGCAAUGGCGUCGUGCUGGGGGGCGUCCUGGUAUUCAAGGCCGGCGGCGAGCUCGUGUACAGUCACGCCGAGUCUGACUUUGGGGUACACCCUCCAAUGGAGGAUCUCAUCGCAGGCGCCUCCAAGGCCGCCGCUUGA